UUGCGUACUCAUUUAAAUAGACAUGUGGCACCAAACUAAGGUCAGUUUCCUCAAAGUACUUCCUUAUCCAUCGCUAAGCAGACCUCAACUUCAUAUUCACAUCAGCAGCUGUGAGAUGACAAUGGAGAACAUGAAUGUUUCCAACAGUUCUCAUGUUGGCCAUACUUCAGUGGGUAUGUUAGUGUCCAGCUCCAUUUUGGGAAUGUGCUGUGUGCUGGGUGUACCGGGUAAUGUAGCAGUGUUGGUAAUGCUUGCCAGAAAUUUAAAGGAGGGCAGCAUCACUCCAAAACUGAUGAUGAGUCUGGCCGUCUCUGAUCUGCUGAGUCUGAUUUCACUGCCUGUGUGGAUCUACUCUCUACUAUACGGCUGGAUUUUUGGCCACGGUCUGUGCAAGUUCUUGUCCUAUUUAGUGUACUGGAGUUUGUACAGUAGCGUGCUUUGCAUCACCUUGAUGAGCGUGCAGAGAUACAUACAGGUGCUGUAUCCACAGCGAUGGGCUAAGCUUGGAAGAAGUGGACAUAAUGGGCUCAUUUGUGGGAUUUGGACAUUAGGUAGCCUUUUUGCUUCCUAUGCUCUUGUUUACCGAACGGUUAAAAAGACUGCUGAGAACCUUGUACUCUGCUCUCCGUCUUUUAGAGACAAUCAAGAAAAAAUUGCUAUCUUACUUUUAGAGACUGUUGUGUUAUUCUUUGUGCCUUUCUUAAGCCUUCUUUGCUUCUACCUACGACUUUAUCAAAGGAUACGUCAAUCAUCUUUCAGCAUUAACAAGUUCUCAAAAAUGGUGGUCAGAAUUAUUGUGACUUUUUUUAUUUUCAGCACCCCAUGCAUGAUUAUCAAUGUAGUUCAAAUGGCAGUGACUAAGGAAUUAGAAGAUGGCAUAAAUGUACUUGGGGCUCUUUUCUUUAUCAACAGUUGCGUGAACCCCUUCCUUUAUGCCUUUCCAGCUGGAACGCCACCAUGCAGAACGAGACAGCAUUCUUCAGACCAGGCACAUACAGGCACAACAGAAUAAAACUAUAUAUUGUCAGUGCAGCUAGCCACAAUGCACCAAUGUUUAGUCUGUAAAAUGAGGAUCUGUUUUUAAUCAUAUUUGACUAUAAGGCUAUACUGCUUGAUUAUUAUAAGAAGGCUCAAGAGUAUUGUGUUACCACUUUUUAAUGUCUAUUCUAACAAAAGUACUUGUUGUAUAAAUGUCCUCAAGUCAAUAUCAAAUGUAUCACAUUGUGUGUAUUUUCCUCGUAUGUCUUUGUGUACUUGUUUCAUUUCAUCAGAAUAUUAGAAUGAAUAGCUAAGUAUGGUAAGGAUGGGAAAGAUAAACAGUAACUGCUUGUUUACAGAAGUCUGACUCUUUAAAAAUUGAAGGUUGUAGAACGACCUUUUCAGAUUCUCUUAAACAAGCAGGGGAACUUUGCUAUUUUCAAGGCAGUUUACCAUUGUUUAACUGUUAUCCUGUUUUGCAUUUGUUUUUAACCGUUUAAAAAAUGAUAAUGUUGUUAAUCUUUCUCCAGUUGUAACUCUCUAUUUGUUAAUAAUAGGCUAACUAAUAACAAAGCAUUUGUAGGUCGCUUUGCAUAAAAGCAUAGCACUCUUUGCAUAAAAGAACAGCACUCUUGCUCUACUGACCUUAGCUCUUAAAAGCAGUGACAUAAUAAAAAUAAAUUCUUAUUUUAAAGUAAAUAUAGCAGCAGUGAUAUAUUGUACAGUAUUAUCCAAAGCUGUUUCACUUAGUUUUAAAUCACUAAAUUAAAGGCAAUUUUUCUUAGUGGAUAUAUUAAAGUCUUAUAUUUAUUCAACAACACGUGGUGGGACCCCAACUCUACCUACAGAACUGUAUGAUUUUUAUUAUUUAUCAUAUUUUGUCAUUUAGGCUAA
Molecule: messenger RNA, 1872 nt
Organism: Misgurnus anguillicaudatus (oriental weatherfish)
Lineage: Eukaryota; Metazoa; Chordata; Actinopteri; Cypriniformes; Cobitidae
Product: leukotriene B4 receptor 1-like
Biological process (GO): immune response; cell chemotaxis; positive regulation of cytosolic calcium ion concentration
Cellular component (GO): external side of plasma membrane; membrane
Molecular function (GO): C-C chemokine binding; C-C chemokine receptor activity
Source: RefSeq, a predicted model, not a curated record